Molecule: messenger RNA, 2854 nt
Organism: Xenopus laevis (African clawed frog)
Lineage: Eukaryota; Metazoa; Chordata; Amphibia; Anura; Pipidae
Gene: fmo1.L
Product: dimethylaniline monooxygenase [N-oxide-forming] 2-like
Exons: 9
Coding region: 892-2511 (539 amino acids)
Source: RefSeq, a predicted model, not a curated record
UCAUUUAGACUCAGGCUGCAGACUGAACUGAUUUUUUAUGCAGCAUGCACUUUUCUAACUAGCCAUGCAGAAUGUGGCAGUCAGUAUUAAAGGUGUAAGAUGGAAACCGUAAUUGAGAUUCAAAAUAGCCCCUGGCAUUUCAAGUACACAGAGGCUUUUACCACAGGCCCAAUAAAUAGUGGCUGUCUAUGGCGCCUUCUGACAUUUGCCAGAAUCUACAGAUUGCCAAUUUUGGGCUGCUAAACCUCAUCUAUUUCUGAUUACUAUUGUCGGUGAUUUUCAGAAUUUUAUUUAGUCUCAAUACUCUUGUUAGUUAAAAAAUAUACAAAAAAAAAAAACUGUUUCUGGAAUGCUGAAGUCUCUCCAGCCAAGUAUAAUCAGUUUUGGAUGUCUCAGUUUUGUGAAGAAAACGUGAUUGCGGGCUGCAGAGACUUCAGCACAUCAUGCACAGCUGCUUUUCAAUAGGAUAUCUUUUUAAGUAGAGUAUUUCUCCAUUUGAUUUAAGUCUGUGCACAAAACAAUAAGAACAUUGUAGAAAUCUGUGAGCUAAACUUUUUCCUUGAGGUCCGAAACUGAGCACCCAGGCCCUAGCCGACAUGGAUUAUUUCUCGGGCUAAAAUGAGUGACCUGGCACAACCAUGGACUCUUAAAUGAUUAACCUGUGGGCAGGGACAUAAUGAAAUAAAGUUGGUUUCCUCAGCAAUUUGACUUUUAUCCUGUGCAGUUAAAGGUUAAUUUAAACAAACUAGGAUCCAAAAUCAAGUGGCGCUAUAGUGAUCAGAAAAAGUAACGGAAUAAAAGAUUUGUUUUCGAGUUUGCUGUUGGACGAAGGUAAAUGCUUCUGAGUAAAAAAAGGAAUUAAAGUACAGAAGACACUACAGAAAGGCCAUAAUGAUUAAAAAGGUGGCUAUUAUUGGAGCUGGGUGCAGUGGACUAACAGCCAUCAAAUGUUGUUUAGACGAGGGCCUGGAGCCUGUAUGCUUUGAAAAGAGCAGUGACAUUGGAGGACUCUGGAGGUUCACCGAAUCAGUGGAUGAGUGUAGACCCAGUCUAUAUAAGUCUGUAGUCACCAAUACAUCCAAGGAGAUGAUGUGCUAUACAGACUUCCCCAUGCCUGACGACUUUCCAGCAUAUCUACAUAACUCCAAGGUGUUGGAAUACCUAAGGCUCUAUGCAAAACGCUUCAACCUUUUGAAGUAUAUUCAGUAUCAGACUGAAGUUUGCAGUGUGACAAAAUGUUCAGAUUUCCCCUCAACAGGUCGAUGGGAUAUUGUUACCCUGACUAAUGGAGCGCAAAAAAAUUAUAUUUUUGAUGCCCUUCUGAUCUGUAAUGGUCACCAUUCCAAGCAUUAUUUACCUCUAGACUCCUUCCCAGGUAUUGAAAAGUUUAAAGGCCAUUAUAUCCACAGCCGUUUCUAUAAGGAUUCUACAUACUAUCAAGGAAAGACCGUUUUAGUGGUGGGAAUUGGCAAUUCAGCUGGGGAUAUUGCUGUGGAGAUCAGCACCACAGCUAAACAGGUUUACGUCAGUACUAGGAGAGGUUCAUGGGUACUCAGUCGCAUUUCCAAGGGUGGACUUCCCAUUGAUAUGAUGCUCUCCACCCGAUUUUUCACUUGGAUCAGGAACUCACUACCAUCUACUUUUGCUGCCAGACUAAAUGAAAACAUGAUGAACACUUGGUUUGACCAUGCAAACUAUGGCUUGGAACCUUUAGACCGAGCACAGUUAAAAGAGCCUAUGGUAAACGAUUUCCUUCCCAGCUGUAUCUUAUGCGGAACUGUUAAAAUAAAACCCCAAAUUAAGGCAUUCACUGAAUCCUCAGUCAUAUUUGAAGAUGAUACAGUGGUUGAAAACAUGGAUGAAGUUAUUUUUGCUACGGGGUAUACACCCUCCUUCCCAUUUCUUAAGGACCCCAAGAUCAUAGAUGACAUAAAUGGCUUUCUAUAUAAACAAGUCUUCCCUACUCAUAUAGAAAAACCAACUCUAGCCUUUUUGGGAUUUGUACAUCCCCUGGGAGCCAUCUUGCCUGUCGCUGAACUUCAAGCUCGCUGGGCCACUAGAAUAUUUAAAGGUAUAGCACAUUUACCAACAGUAGCCAGAAUGGAAGAUUACAUUAAGAAGAGUAUGGAGUUCAAAACAAAGUGGUUUGCUGCAACCAGGAAUCAGAAACUACAGUCAUACUUUAUAGACUAUAUGGAUGAAGUUGCUGUGGAGAUUGAUGUCCGUCCCAACAUCAUGCAACUUCUACUUAAGGACCCUCUCCUUGCAUGGACAGUCUGCUUUGGUCCUUCUACACCAUAUCAGUAUCGCUUAAAUGGGCCUGGAAUGUGGUCUGGUGCCAAGAAAGCCAUUUCAUCCCAAUGGGAGCGAACAGUGAACCCAACCAGGACUCGUCUAGUUAACAAGUCUCCAGAAUCUGGGCUAAACCUAAAAACUCUGUUAAGCCUUUGUGUUUUGCUAGUUGCCAUUUUAUUCGGUAUGUACUGCAUAAAUGGAAUAUCUUGGUCAUGAGCAUAACUGAUGUUUAUAUUGCAUUGAGUAGUAUGGAUAGAUGUCGUUAACUAAUGAUUUCUUUCCAUAUUCUUGGUAAUGAGAUAGAUAGAAUAGAAGAAAAAAAUGUGAUACUUUCGUUCUUUUAGGUUUAUUUAGCUGUCAUUUCAUAGUCCAAAAUAUAACAGAGUAUGAUUCUAUCUGUUGCUAGCAAAGAGGAAAUUUUUUUAAUAUAAACUGGGGUGCAAUAUGAAUGUGAUCACCUAGGAUUUGCAACUAAGGCUAAAGCCACUAUUAAUCCUAGCCUAUAAGGUAGCCCCAUUUACUGCUUUAAAUCAAAGACAUUAAAAUAUGUUUUGUUUCA